AAUUCGGUAUAUACUCCGUCUUAGUGGGUUCUGGUCUUGUCGCAACGACGUAGUUUUGAAGUCAAAUCUCUCUUUCUAGACUUUCCGGCGUACUAAGACUUAACCGAAAACGGAGCCGGAGCUGGAACUAGUUUUGUUCAGAGAACCAGAAUACUCUGUUUCGUUCCAGUACGGUUGUACCGCAGCUUUCACUCGGUGAGUUGAUUCAUUGUAGCACCGAACCACCGUCCGUACUUCUCCACUUCAAAUGAUUGGCACACGUUCCCUGCAGUUCAUCCGGUUUUGAUUUUUUUUUAGCCGAAAUGAAAAAGAUGCAAUCAGGGUAUGAUAUUAAUGAUCUCUUUCAAGAAGCUCAAAUCCGUUGGCUGAAGCCUGCUGAAGUGCUCUUCAUUUUACAGAACCAUGAGAAGUACAAACUUACCCAGGAGCCGCCUAAAAAGCCAACAAGUGGAUCUUUGUUGCUCUAUAACAAGAGGAUCCUUCGGUUUUUUCGUAAAGAUGGCCAUAAUUGGCGUAAAAAGAAGGAUGGAAGAACUGUUGGGGAAGCACAUGAACGCCUUAAGGUCGGAAAUGUUGAAACUUUGAACUGUUAUUAUGCGCAUGGAGAAGAGAAUCCCAGUUUUCAGAGACGUAGCUAUUGGAUACUUGAUCCGGCGUAUGAGCACAUUGUUCUUGUUCAUUACAGAGACAUAGCUGAGGGAAAUUCCAGUUCUGGAUCAGGAUCUGGAUCUGGCUCUGGGUCUGGGUCUGGCUCUGCUGCUCAACUAUCACCAGAAUCAAUAAUGUCGUUCAGCCAGAGUCCUAGCCCCUGUAAUACUCAAAAUGCAGGAUCUCUGUGUGUUAGUGAUUAUCAGAGUUUUACUCCAGGGUCAAUAGAAGUUACUUCAGAUUUAGUAAUCCAAUUAAAUGGAAGCGGGCAUUGUGACAGUAUGGAUGGAACAGAAGGGGUAUUUGGUGCAACACAGGGUGUUGUUAAUCAAGCUUUGCGAAAACUUGAGGAGCAAUUAAGUCUAAAUGAGGAUAGCGUUAAAAACUUUGAGUCACCUAGUCAACUUGAAGAUCCAAAUGAUCCAGAUAUACUGGAAUAUGAUAGUCAGGUGUACCAUCAAAAUAAGUUGUUAGAUUUUAAUGGACCAGGAAAUCUUGCAGGUGAUCAAUGCUAUUCUGGAUAUGAUGGGGUGCCAGGUGACAGUGGUGGAGAUCAUCAUCAACUCCUUGAACAUGAACAUAGGUAUGGAGGAAAAGAAUCCGUAUCCUGGAAAGAGGUGCUUGACUCGUGCAAUAUUUCUUCAGGAAUCGAGUGCCAGAAUAAUCAUGCAUUGUUGAAUGGAAAUCAGCUUGAAUUUACAAGAAAUGGACCAACCGAAGAGCAGGAAUACCUUCAAUGGCAGAAUCCCAAUAGUAGCAUUGUUAAUAAUGCUUCCUCGUUGAUGUGUCAAGAAGUUGACAAUCUUAAAAUUUCUUCAUAUCCAUCUACAUCAAAAGUUUUUGACACCAAUUCAGAUUAUUAUGCUAUGUUCUUUGGUCAAGGCCAAAUUGGACCUCUUGAGUCAGGUGUAAGUCUGACUAUUGAACAAAAGCAGAGAUUUACAAUUCGGGAGGUAUCGCCGGAAUGGGGAUAUACCACUGAGGCUACAAAGAUCAUCAUUGUCGGAUCAUUUCUUUGUGAUUCAUCAGAAUCUGCAUGGAAUUGUAUGUUUGGUGACAUUGAAGUUCCUGCUCAAAUCAUUCAAGAGGGAGUAUUACGUUGUGAAGCUCCUCCUCACCCCUCUGGGAAGGUGACUAUCUGCAUUACUGCUGGUAAUCGACAAUCUUGCAGUGAAGUCAGAGAGUUCGAGUACCGUCUUAAGCCUAGCAGUUAUGUUCAAAGUAAUCCACCUUCGACAGAAUCAACAAAGAGUCCAGAGGAGUUGCUACUACUCGUCAGAUUUGUUCAGAUGCUCUUGUCAGAUUCAUCAAUGCCAAAUAGAGAUUCUAAUGUAUUGGAUGCCCCUCAAAAAUUGACAGCUGAUGUAGAUUCUUGGGAUAGUCUAAUAGAGUCUCUUUUAGUUGGUAGUGGUACUUUAUCUAGUACUAUUGACUGGAUUCUUGAAGAGCUUCUGAAAGACAAGUUACUGCAGUGGAUAUCUUCUAGAUCCCGGGAACAACAAGAUCAGACAGGAUGCUCAUUAUCCAAGAAAGAGCAAGGGAUAAUACACAUGGUUGCUGGGUUGGGAUUUGAAUGGACCUUAAACCCUAUUCUUAGUUCUGGAGUGAGUAUAAAUUUCUGUGACAUCAAUGGAUGGACUGCUCUACACUGGGCAGCUCGCUUUGGAAGGGAAAAAAUGGUUGCUGCGCUUAUAGCUUCUGGUGCAUCAGCUGGAGCAGUGACAGAUCCAAGUUCACAAGAUCCAACAGGGAAAACAGCUGCGUCUAUUGCAGCCACCAGUGGGCACAAGGGACUUGCUGGUUAUCUUGCAGAAGUAGCAUUAACUAGCCACCUGUUAUCCCUUACACUGGAAGAAAGUGAACUUUCUAAAGGCUCUGCUGAGGUUGAAGCUGAAAAAACUGUAAAUAGUAUAUCAAAUCAUGGCUUUAUCGCCCAUGAGGAUCCGCUUUUGCUUAAACCUACUUUGGCUGCUGUCCGGAAUGCAGCUCAGGCUGCUGCACGCAUACAGUCCGCUUUCAGGGCACAUUCCUUCAGAAAACAACAACAGAAAGAAGCUGUUGGCUCUAGUGUAGAUGAGUAUGGUAUCAGUUUGAACGAAAUUUCUGCAAUGUCAAAGCUGAAAUUCCGCAACCCACGUGAUUACAAUUCAGCUGCAUUAUCUAUUCAGAAAAAGUACCGUGGGUGGAAAGGACGCAAGGAUUUCCUAGCUCUACGUCAGAAAGUUGUCAAGAUACAGGCUCAUGUGAGAGGUUAUCAGGUUAGGAAAAAUUACAAAGUAAUCUGUUGGGCUGUUGGAGUUCUAGAAAAGGUUGUACUGAGGUGGCGACGAAAAGGAGCCGGUUUGCGUGGUUACCGGCCUGAGACAGACUGUACUGAUGAAAGUGAAGAUAUUCUUAAGGUGUUCCGCAAGCAGAAAGUCGAUGGAGCAAUUAAGGAGGCUUUCUCCCGUGUAAUGUCAAUGGUGAAGUCCUCAGAGGCACGUCAACAAUACAUUCGCGUGUUUGAGAAGUACUGCCAGGUUAAGGGCGAACGUGGUAACGCGAGCACUGAAGCAGCAGCAGCAUCGGCCGAACUUGCUGAUUUGUACGGGUUAGAAGAUGUGGAUAUGUUUUCAUUCCCAUAGCACCAACUUCAAGUCAACCUAACUUCCUCUUUAAAUUACCAGUUAAGAAGCUAAGCUAGUAGAUGAGAAUUGAGAUGGUUAAUAAUAGAUUGUUUAUGUACAUAGUAAUAGUCUCUAGCCUGGAGUGGAGUGGAGUUAAUGUAAAGUGGCACUGGUUGAUAUACCUGCUUGCUUUAUCUUUACAUUUUAUGCUAGUUGUCGUUAAUUUAGAUGGAUAUUCCUAUAAGCAACACUUGUUGUGUUGUGUGAAUUUAAUUGAAUGAAAAAAUUAAGAAUUGUUUUUCUAGAA
Humulus lupulus (European hop) is the source of this 3561-nucleotide messenger RNA. Its product is annotated as calmodulin-binding transcription activator 4. The record is from RefSeq and is a predicted model, not a curated record. Gene Ontology annotation, biological process: regulation of transcription by RNA polymerase II. The transcript is spliced from 13 exons. The coding region runs from base 303 to 3272 and encodes 989 amino acids. Lineage: Eukaryota; Viridiplantae; Streptophyta; Magnoliopsida; Rosales; Cannabaceae. Gene Ontology annotation, molecular function: protein binding; transcription coregulator activity; double-stranded DNA binding. Gene Ontology annotation, cellular component: nucleus.